This is a messenger RNA of Schistosoma turkestanicum, 4046 nucleotides long. The record is from the annotation of a GenBank genome assembly. Lineage: Eukaryota; Metazoa; Platyhelminthes; Trematoda; Strigeidida; Schistosomatidae.
UACACAUUUUUUCACAUCGAUGCCGAUUUUUCUACAUUUUCAUUCCUUGAUUAUUAUUUUCAUUGUAUAUUUUCUACAUCUAUUCAAUGCAAAAACAUUUGUAUACAAAUAUGCUACAAAUAUAUCAGAAAAUUCUCAUAAACCAACCAUUUUACAUAAUCUCUCCGGCUCGGUUUCGAUUACACCGAUCAUAAUCAAAGAGGUGGAUCAACAAACUACCGCAAAAAUCAAUAAAACUCUAUGGUACAUCACAUUGAACAUUGAUACCAUCAAUGAUCAAUUUAAAAAUCCACAAGAAUUCAACUGUUUAGUACUAUUUGAUAACAAAGGUCUUAUUGAUCAAAUAUUUAUUUCUAAUAAUCAAUUGAAAAUGAACAUUCUCCAAAUGAAUCUUUUCAAAGGACUUAUCAGUUUAUUGAAUAUACACCGUACAUUUGAACCAGGCAUUGAAUAUGAUAGUUCUGGUAAAUGUUAUGUUACUUAUGCAACUAUAUCACAUUCAAUUGAUCAUGAUGAUCACUUAAUCAUUGUUGAUAAACAAAAGAAAUUCUGUGAAAGAUUACAUUAUCCAUUAGAUGUAUGGAAUGAAAAUGUAUUAUUGUCAAUAUUCAAUCUGAAAGAAACACAACAACAUCAACAACAGGAAAUGAUAACACGUUACACGUAUGAUAGAUUAACACAUCAAUUACUUAAAAUACAAGCAUAUGAAAGACAAAUUCAUUCUACGAUGAUGAUGAUCAUUGAUAACUUAACAGUAGAUGAAUUGAACAUUGAACAAUAUCAUCAAUAUUUGAUGAAUUCUACUGGGAUGAUUGAUUUGAUAUCAUGGCAAAGUUUAGAAUUUACACAUAUUAUCACUACUGAUUGGAAUAAUGAUAAAAGAAUUCAAGUGUUGAUUGAAAAAGAAAAUUAUGAUUUAACAUUGAAUGAAGUCAUUGGAAUGUUACUCGGCUGCGAUUAUCAAACAAUUCAUUUAGGCUUAAUUUAUCCACUUACAAACUCACCGUCAUCGUCAUGUAGUUUAAAUGCGAAUUUAUUCACCAACAUUGAUCAUUUCAAUGCAAACAACAGUGAGAAUAAUGAAAGCGAUGAAGAAUUCGCCAAUUUACGCCGAUUCAUUGAAUCACAUCGUGAUUCAUUACAAAAUGAUAUGAUUGGAACAAUUAAAUCAGCUGAAACUCUACUACAUUUGAUCGGUCGAUUACGUUGUCUAUCCGAAACAAAUCAAUCGAUACUUAUGUUAAGUAGUGCAACAAUGUUAACUCCACCAUUUGUUGAAAUACAAUUACUCCAUCGACAAUACAAUACAUGGAGAGAUCAUUUAAUUGAUAUUUUAAUUAAUUGUGGUACAAAAACAUGUUUAACAGUUGUAUUCAAUCGAUUAGAUGCAUUAACUAAAUUUGUUUAUUCAAAUGUAGACAAUUUCAAUGAAAAUUCCAUUGAAAUUAUUCAAACCAAAGAAAUGUUAUUUAAAAAACUUUGGCCAUCUUUAGCCCAUAUUCGUCGAAUCAAUACAGAUCAAAUGAGUCAUCUGUAUGAGUCAUGUGAAAAAUCAAUUAAAAUCGAUCAAAACUAUGUGUGUUUGAUGACAUUGGUCAAUUUAAAUUCACGCAUUGUGAAUUGUGAAACAUUUGAUUAUUUUAAACAAAUGAUUCAACAAAUUCAAGUAUUACUUGAUCUAUCAAAAUUGAAAAAUAAUAAUAAUUCUAAACGAAAACAUUUAUUAAUUGGUUUAUCAAUGGCUAAAACAUUAAAUCAUCCAACUUUAACAAGAUCAUUAUUUAAAAUCAUACUCAAUACUAAUAUUAGUUCAACUCUACGUAAUUUAGCUAUUCAAAUAAUUGGUAAAAUACAUUUUUCUGCAGAAUCUACAAAAAGCCAUCACAGACAUUUUGAUUCUAUCAUUUCAAAUGAACAACAAUUAGCUGAGAUAAGAACAAGAUUAAUUGAAAUUUUAUACAAAUCAUCUAAUGAUACAACACAUAAUGAUGAUUUAAUCAUUGGUAACGAGAUUUUAAAAAUUUUAUUAUUCUCUAAUUUAUCAAUGAUACAUAUGUCAACUAUAUUACACGAUCUAGCUAAACAACAAAGAUGGUCAUUAAUUGAAAUAUUUCAACAAUUUCUACAAUAUUGGUGUAAAUUUGAAUUAUUGACUAAAUAUGAAUGUGAUUGUUUAAAUGGACUACUACCAAAAUGUCGUCAUUAUUUUAAAUGGCCUAGUGUUUUUAUUGGUCAACAUUUAACAACUCUAAUUGGUCAAUCAAUUUUAUUACAUAAUGAAAUUUAUAAUCUGCAUAAUUUAUUACUUAUUGAUUAUACAUCAUAUUUUCUACUUGAUUCAAAUGGUGCUUUACAAUUAUCUGAUUUAAAAAUUAAUUUAAUCAGUAAAGAAGGGGAAUCAUUAUUGGUAAAUUUUAAUAUACAAGCAAAUGAAUUACUUAAAUUAGCUGGUAUUAGUAGUAGUAGUAGUGGUAGUAGUAGUAGUAUGUUAUCAGUGAAUGAAAAACAUUCAAAAUCCACAAUAUCAUCAUCAUCAGACAAAGAAACAUGGUUAAAUAUAAAUUUAAAUUAUUUAAAUAUUAAUUUAUUACCAAAUGAAAUAUUUUCUGGUGAAUUCAAAAAUCUCAUGAAUUUAUUAUUCUCUGCAUCGAAUCAAUUUCAACCAAUAUUACAAUUGAACAAAUUGAUCAUUGAUCAACGUAUUCAAACAACCCUUACAUCUGGUUGGAUAAUACAAAUUGAUCAUUUAGCUUCAUUAACUAUGAAUAUGCAAAGUGCAAUGGAAACAAGUGUUUGGUAUGCAUCAGGACGUAGUAAUGUACGAACAAAUAUUGGUUUUGUCAAUACAAUUAGUGCACAUUUACUACAAUCAUCUUAUAAUCAUCAAACACAUCAAUUUAUCAAUAAAGGUAUGGCUAUUCAAGGUCAUAUUGAUUUUAUUAUCGAUAUGAAGGUGAAAAAUUUACCAGAUAGUAUUUGUUUUGCAAUGAAUCAAGGGGCGAAUACCUUUAUUAUCCAAUGGUAUUCAACUACUACUACUACUACUACUACUAAUACUACUCAUCAUAACAAUACUACUUAUUCCUCCUCCUCCGACUCGUCAUCAUCAUCUAUCAUACCGACAUCUAGUCAAAAUACUCAUCAUUCUUAUGUUUAUCUACUAAAUUACACAUUACAACCUGUUUCAUACUUUCUCGGUCAUGACAAUUCAAUGAAGUGUAAAUUAAUGAAUGCAAGAACAGUUUGGUAAACAAAAAAUGUAAUGAAAUCGUUUUUUUUUUAAAAAAAAAAAUUGUAAUAUAUGUAGAAAAGAUUCUCUGUGAAAUUUAUUUUAUAAAAAAGUGUUCUUUUUUCUCUAUUCUUCCAAAUAAUUGUAAUUUACGCGCUAAAAGUGUACUACCAUACGGAUGACCUUGACACAAGAACCAAUCAGGAUUGAGAUAACAACGCUUCAUAAAAUUAUGCGCAAAAUUUAAAAUGUACUGAUGAAGUAAAGAAUAUAAGCCUUAAAAUACUUAAAAAUUCAUAAAAUUUUCUUUUUAACUCUUCUUCCGAUAAAUUUCAACUGUGUAUUAUAUCCUAGUUGAUUUUAUUUCAUGAUGUUAAACUUUAAACCUAAUUUUAAAACAAUUAAACUUAUAAUUUCGAUAAAACUUUGAUAAUUUAACCUUAAGCUAUUUUUUUUUUGAAUGCAAGCUGUUGUCAAUCAAAUUAAUUAGUGAGAAAAACUUUACGCACAAUCAAUGAUACCCUUAACCUAUAAAACGAAUCCAACUCCCAAUAUGUCCGUCGGAUGAGAUAAUUUUAUGGCUUUUCAUUGUUGACAUGUUUUUUUCUCGUAACUUGACAUUAUUUUCCUGAUUGGUUGAUUAGCUGUUCAAGGUUGUCAAUGUAUUCUGAUUUCCACUACUUUUUUUUUUAAAUUCGUACUUUUUUUUCCAUACACAACAUACUACUAUCAAAUUUAGGAAUAUUCAUAUUUUGAAUAACAUGAAAUGUUAAUUUUUUAAUAAAAUAUAUGAAUGAUUUUGGAAUGAAACAAAAAA